AUGGCGGAUACCACCCAACCCGCACAAGCAGCUGCACCAGCAAAGGAGGAAGAAUCUUCGAGCGUAACACUCCAAGUUGUGUCUCCUUCUGUAGGGGUGUCCAGUCCCCUCAGCUUCCCCAACCUCCCAGGGAGUACGACUGUGAAGCAGCUGAAGGCCAAGAUUCGAGAUGUUUUGCCAUCGAAGCCUCCGGACGACGGCCAGCGCUUGAUCCAUCGUGGCCGCAUGCUGGCCAGAGAGACGGAGACUUUGAUUGAAGUCUUCGGCCAGGAAACCCUGGCUGGACAUGAAGCUCAAAUUCUCCACUUAGUCCUCCGCCCUGAGGUCCCAAACGCCCCUUCGCCUUCACCUCAACCUCCUGCUACCUCAACACCUACUUAUGCUCCCCAGCUGAAUCCGACGGGCGUCCCUAUACUUCCACAUCUCCAACCUCGCGUCCAGUCCGCGCCCGUAAAUCCAUUGCAAGCUAUGCAAGGUAUGCAUGCUCAGCAGCCCUUCCCUGGCUUCCAGAAUCCAAUGCAACAGCAUGGUGCGGCAGACCCUGUUCAGGGUGCAAUGGCACAGAGACUUGCCCAGUUGCGAAGGGAGACACAGCUCUUGCAUCAAGAAAUGCUUCUUGCCGAGCAGAGGGCUCGAGGUCAAGCUGGACAAGGCAUUACGCCACAGGUUCCCUUUGCGCCCGGAAUCCCUCCACAAAGUAUCUUCCACCGACCUGUAGGCCCGCCUGCGUUUUCCCCAGGAUCCCUACAGCAUUUGAUCAACCAGCAACAAAGAGAACGAGCAGCCGACGGCCGUCAGGGUGCCCAGGAUACUGGUGUUCCCGGCCAGCCCGGUCACUUUCCCCCAACAGCCUCAGGUAGAGCCAGUCCAAUUGCUCAUAGACCAGAUUCCACAACUACAUACACUCGUGAAGGGGUUGGCCCAAAUGGAGAAAGAUGGUCUGUUACUGUGAAUGAGACCACAACCACCUUUCCCAUACCUCAACAACAACCGCACCAUCAUCACUACCACCAUCCUAUUCCACACGCUAAUCCAGCAAUGGAAAUACAAGCUGUAUUACGAAAUGCUGAUCGGCUUUUGGCUCAAAACGGGCAAAAUAACAUGCAGCGAAGUGCCUCAAAUCCGAAUCCUCAUUCGACUGCCUCCGGCCCAGCAGCUGCUUCAGAAACCUCUCGAACAACAGCGACUCCAGCCACUACAAAUAGUUCUCCUUCGUCCUCUGGCAUUCUGAAUCCAUCCUCAAAUACAAACCUUGCUCUGCCACCACAAGCGACAGCUAUGCUUCCUGUGCCUUCAACUUCAACUUCGGCCCAGCCAAUAGUCUACCUUCUUUCAUCGCCGUCAGGUCCCCGAGCUGUUCUCAUUAAUAAUUCUGAGACAUAUUUCACUCCCCUUCUACCUUCUAGGCGCCAUCCCUCGCCCCCCACGCAAGUCCCAGGACAAGGACAAGCUCCUGGUGGGCCAGCAAUACUUCCAGAAUACCGAAACAGAGGUGCUCACCCAGCGCGAGCUCUUCGUCCGGCUGCUCCGGCUGCCCCGGUUGCUCCGGCUGCUCCGGCUGCUCCGGCUGCUCCAGCUGCUGCUAACGCACCACACGCCAAUCCUGGCGCUGGGGCCCUAGGUGCUCGAAUCGGUCCGCUUCUAUGGCUAGUAGUUCGUUUAGUCGCUUUCGUCUGGUUUUUCACCUCUGGGAAUCCUAGCUGGUCAAGGUGGUUCAUGAUCAGUGCGCUGGGACUCGUCGUUUUCCUCGUCAAUACCGGUCUACUCAACGGAGUUGCCAACGAUGCUUUUGGACCUAUUCGAAGGCAUCUAGAGAACUUGAUACCACUUGCAGGACCUGAGGCUGCUUUAGUACCAGCUGCGAAUGCUGCGAUUCCUCAGCCUGCUAGGGACCCUCCGGCAGGAGUCUUAACAGCACAGCAGCGUCGACGAGGCGAACUUGAUCCGGCUGAGGUUGCAGCAAGAAUCAUGGAGGAGCGCCGACAAGCUCAAGGGGGGUGGCUGGUGGCGCAAAUCAGAAGAGCAGAGCACUCGUUCUUGUUGUUCCUCGCUAGUUUGGUGCCAGGUGUUGGCGAACGACAUAUCGCAGCUCGAGAAGCCGAAGCUGUCGCAGCUGAAGCUCGACGAGCUGAGGCUAUUGCUGCUGCAGAGGCUGCUGCAAAUGCUGCAAAUACUGAUGCAGCUGAGGCUCGAGAAGUUGAAGGAGCAGAGAGAACGAGUGAACAAAGAGAGAAUGAUACCAACGGCGCACAGAAUAACGAUCGUGCGGCACCUCCUGCACAGCCUUUGAUCGAUCUGUAA
Messenger RNA from Drepanopeziza brunnea f. sp. 'multigermtubi' MB_m1, 2301 nucleotides. RefSeq lists its product as uncharacterized. Gene Ontology annotation, biological process: endoplasmic reticulum unfolded protein response. Lineage: Eukaryota; Fungi; Ascomycota; Leotiomycetes; Helotiales; Drepanopezizaceae. The record is from RefSeq and is a predicted model, not a curated record.